Molecule: messenger RNA, 1545 nt
Organism: Cyanistes caeruleus (blue tit)
Lineage: Eukaryota; Metazoa; Chordata; Aves; Passeriformes; Paridae
Gene: CLTRN
Product: collectrin, amino acid transport regulator
Biological process (GO): positive regulation of amino acid transport
Cellular component (GO): extracellular exosome; plasma membrane
Source: RefSeq, a predicted model, not a curated record
AGAGAAAGGUAGUAAAUAACUAACAGAAGACAGUUGUUUCUAGUGCCUGUUUUUAGCUAAAAUAACGGGGGUUAAUUAUUAAACCUUUUACUUGGUCGCUCACUUGUGCUCCUGAUGCUUUAAUCCUGGGUCACACAAAGUUUAAGAGUGCUUUACAGGGGAGACUCACUUCUUUUUGCCUCAACCUUUCCAUGCUGACGGGAUGUUACGUGCUUUGCUGUUUACACUGUCAGUAGUUGCCAUUGCUCAUGCUGAGCUCUGCAAGCCAGAAGCACAGAAUGCUUUCAAAGUACGGAUUAGUAUCAAAACAGCUUUGGGAGAUAAUGCAUAUGCCUGGGAUGCUAAUGAAGAGUACCUCUUCAAAGCAAUGGUGGCUUUUGCAAUGAGAAGAUAUUCCAGCAAGAGUACAACUCAAAUUUCCAAUGUGCUGCUCUGUAAUGUGACAGACCGGGUGUCCUUUUGGUUUGUAGUCACAGAUUCUUCCAAAAACGUGACAACUGUUCCUGGAAGUGAGGUAGAGGCGGCCAUCAGGAUGAACCGGAACAGAAUCAACAAUGCCUUCCUACUGAGUGACAAAACACUGCAGUUCCUGAAGAUAACCUCAACCUUAUCACCUCCUGUUGAACCCUCUACUCCCGUCUGGCUUAUUGUAUUUGGUGUUGUUCUUUGUCUCAUUGUGGCUGGGAUUGUUUUCCUCGUUGUUUCAGGGAUUCAGAAACACAAGAAAAAGAAUAAAGAGUCAACAGAGAGAGAAAAUUUAGAAGAGAAAGAUGAAGUGACACUAGAAAAUGGGAUUCCUUGUGAAGCACUGGAUUUAAAAGCAGGCCACAUUAAUGGGGUCUUUGCAGCAGAUGAUGAACGGUUCACAUCCCUAUGAAAAGCUGCCACUGCUCCUGGGUGGUUUCCUGAAAGACUCCUUUGCCUGCUCCUGCUCAUUCACUACUCCUGAAUGUCAAACAUGAAGACAAGAAAAACGUCCUUCUACGUAAUUUCCCUUGAGAGAACCUUUUGCUGAUAACACAUACACUUGAACCUCCAUUACAGUUCUUUUUCAUGAGCAACGCAAAUAAGAAGGCCUCAGAUAAUAUCCAUAAAAGAUUUCCGGAAGAUGUGUGGCAGAACAGGGUUGGAACCUGCCUUGUGCUAGACAUCUCAUUUUUAAUGAUUAUUUAAAUAUGUCCAUUGUUUGUUUUUCUCUGACAUAAAUGUGAAACAUCAGUAUUCUUGAAUCUCACUGGUGAGCGCAUCUAUCAUUGCCAAUUCUUGAUGGGUUUUUUUUCAAGCCAUAUGCAAAAGUUUCUCUGUAAAAUUACUUCUGUUUGCUGCUAUGUAGUAUGCCUUUGGAUGGAACAGUCAACAGUGCAUGACAGUUUUCAUAUAUUGAGAAACAAAAAAGAUUUCACAGCCUCUUUAAGACCAGGUCAAAAUACCUGGAUCAUCUAUAGCUCUGGGGCUAGAAAAAAACGGUACUAGAAGUGUUUUUCACUUAACUGUCAAAGUUACAGAUUUUGUGAGCUGGCAAUUAAAAGUUGCAAAACUCUGAAA